AUGCCGAAUUAUGCGAAAUUUAUGAAAGACCUUAUGUCAAAGAAGCGCAAGCUGAAGGAAUGCGAAACAGUGGCCCUGACAGAGGAAUGCAGUGCAAUCAUCCAGAAGAAACUUCCUCCCAAGCUGAAAGAUUCGGGAAGCUUCAGUAUUCCUAUAGCCAUAGGAAAUAUUGAAGUAGGAAAAGCAUUAUGUGAUCUGGGAGAGAGUAUAAAUCUGAUGCCAUUGUCCAUGUGCAGAGCUCUUAGAAUUAAGGAACUGAAGCCAACAACGAUUUCUCUCCAGUUAGCUGAUAGAUCGAUCAGACGACCAGAUGGGGUAAUUGAGAAUGUCUUAGCUAAAAUUGACAAAUUUAUCUUCCCUGCAAAUUUUGUAAUUCUGAAUAUGGAAGAAGAUAUUGAGAUUCCCUUACUACUUGGAAAGCCAUUCCUAGCCACCGCCAGAGCAAUGAUCGAUGUGGAGCAAGGGAAACUGAUAUUGAGGAUGAACGAAGAGACAGUCACCAUUGAUGUCUUUGAGUCAAUGAAACAUCCGUCAGAUGGAGGAGACUGUUUCAUGGUUUAUAUAAUACAAGAAGCAGUUGAUGACACGAUAAAAGAGGAGAGUUCCCCACUAGAGUUAGAACAAAUCAACGAAGAAGCUGAAUUUGCUGAUAAAGAACCAGUGGUGGAAGAACUAGAAAGAAAGAAAGAUGACAUCCCUAUUGGAGCACCGAAGGUGGAGCUUUAG
Molecule: messenger RNA, 726 nt
Organism: Gastrolobium bilobum
Lineage: Eukaryota; Viridiplantae; Streptophyta; Magnoliopsida; Fabales; Fabaceae
Exons: 1
Coding region: 1-726 (241 amino acids)
Source: RefSeq, a predicted model, not a curated record